Caenorhabditis briggsae is the source of this 519-nucleotide messenger RNA. The transcript is spliced from 4 exons. NCBI's taxonomy places the organism in Eukaryota, Metazoa, Nematoda, Chromadorea, Rhabditida, Rhabditidae. Bases 1 to 519 code for a protein of 172 amino acids. The record is from RefSeq and is a predicted model, not a curated record.
AUGAAGUCUCUUUUCUGUAUUCUCAUUUUCAUUGGAUGUCCCAGUGCCGUCUUCGGAUGCGCCGGGUAUCAGUUCGAUCAAACUGCUCAAGAAGCUAUCGUCAAAGCUCAUAAUGACCUCAGAUCUGAUAUUGCUAAAGGCAGAAAUCGUACGUAUCGUGGAGCACUCCUAAAAGAAGCAUCAAACAUGCGUAAAAUAAAAUGGGAUUCGACUCUUGAGAAGUCUGCUCAAGAGUUAGCAGACACCUGCCAAGAAGAAAAGUACAGAAUUGCUAAAUAUCAUAGGAUUAGUACUAACCCCUCCGAAAGCAGUAUUCAGCAGUUAGCUGUGAAUGCCACGACAUACUGGAAGGAGCAGUUCCGCUUUCAGAGCUUUAAUGCAGACUAUUUCAAGAAUGCAAUCACAAAGGAUAGUCAAAUAACAAAUAAUUCUUCCCUGUACAAACAAGGAACGGCCUGCUCUUCGUGCGGUUCCGGUUUCAAAUGUGAGGAGGAUUCUGGGUUGUGUGUUCCCGUAUAA